AUGGCAAAUAUUGGUAAUCUCAUUCUUGAUGAAGAAGUAAUCGGCUACAUCUUAGCUAGUUUAGGACCAGGUCAUGGUGAUCUCUUCACCGCCAUCACCGUUCUGAGAAAUCAACAUACAAUAACUUUACAUGAGUUAUAUUCCUACCUAAUUGCUCAUGAGGCACAAUCUAGUGCAUCGAAUAAUGUGAUAGAACUCACAACCUCCGCCAACCAUGCUAUACUAGCAACACCUCUUGCACCUAUUCUGAGUUCUCGUAUAAAUACCAACGUAGAUACAUGCGCUGGACAAUCAACUCGUUUUUCAUCUACACCAAAUCAACAAGCUGCCAUGGAUAACUCAACUGGUACACCGGCGACAACCACAACAGCCGAUGAAACAACACCGACACCGCCUCCAUCUACUGAUACUACCAUCGUUUCGCUUGUCGGUGACACCCCAUCAACCAUCAACGAGCCUACGCUUUCAGACCAUACUACUUCAGUUGCCUCCACUUCAUCAUUAGGUAUUACAACUCGUAGUCGUGAAAGAAAAGUUUUUCCUCAAACAUUUACUGAUGGGACGGUAACUUACGAUGCCAAUAAAUGA
Molecule: messenger RNA, 588 nt
Organism: Lactuca sativa (garden lettuce)
Lineage: Eukaryota; Viridiplantae; Streptophyta; Magnoliopsida; Asterales; Asteraceae
Source: RefSeq, a predicted model, not a curated record